CGUCUGGGUUUGGCCUCUUGGUCCUGCGCCCCGAAGGCUUCAAAGAGGGGGUUCCCGCUCCAAACCGCCUAUCGGGCUUGAGCUGGUCUUCUUCCAAGGUUAUGACCGACGAAGCCUGGUGUGAUCCUCUUGAAGUGAGAAGACAGCGCCGGGUGGUGGAGAGGGAAGUGGAAAGGCAGCCUCUCCAGGUCAUACACGGAGACAUCGAACCAAUGUAAGAAAUGUGGAAAUACCUUCAGCCAAAAGUAAAUCUUCAUUCAUCAAAGAAUUCAUCCUGGAGAGAGAUCUUGUGAAUGUGGGAGAACUUCCAUUCAGAUGUCACACCUCAGUCAGCAGCGAAAUAGUAGAGGGGACAUCCCCUUUGCCUGUAAGGUAUGUGGGAAAAUUUUCAGUCACAAGUCCAAUCUCACUGAACAUGAACAUUUUCAUAAUAGAGAGAAGCCUUUUGAAUGUAAUGAAUGUGGCAAAGCCUUCAGCCAAAAGCAGUAUGUCAUUAAACAUCAGAACACCCAUACUGGAGAGAAGCUUUUUGAAUGUAACGAGUGUGGAAAAUCCUUCAGCCAGAAGGAAAAUCUCCUUACCCAUCAGAAAAUUCACACUGGAGAGAAACCUUUUGAGUGUAAGGAUUGUGGGAAAGCUUUCAUUCAGAAGUCAAAUCUCAUCAGACACCAGAGAACGCACACCGGAGAGAAGCCCUUUGUGUGUAAGGAGUGUGGAAAAACCUUCAGUGGCAAAUCAAAUCUUACUGAGCAUGAGAAAAUUCAUAUAGGUGAGAAACCCUUCAAAUGCAGUGAAUGUGGAACAGCUUUUGGCCAGAAGAAGUACCUCAUAAAGCAUCAGAACAUUCACACUGGAGAGAAACCCUAUGAAUGUAAUGAAUGUGGAAAAGCCUUCUCUCAAAGAACAUCACUUAUUGUACAUGUGAGGAUUCACUCAGGUGAUAAACCUUACGAAUGCAAUGUUUGUGGAAAAGCCUUCUCUCAGAGUUCAUCUCUGACUGUGCACGUGAGAAGCCAUACAGGUGAGAAGCCCUAUGGUUGCAACGAAUGUGGGAAAGCCUUCUCUCAGUUCUCAACCCUUGCUCUGCAUUUGAGAAUACACACAGGUAAGAAGCCUUAUCAGUGUAGUGAGUGUGGGAAAGCUUUUAGCCAGAAGUCACAUCACAUUAGACACCAGAAAAUCCAUACACAUUAAAAACCCUGUGAGUAUCUUGAAAAUCAGAAAGCAUUCAUCAUUGUGCACCUCAUCAUACAGCAGAAAGGAUCAGUUGUGAAGGGAAACAGCACAGAUGAGGGGAACAGAAGCUAAAAACUUAAAGGACACCAGAAAAUCCAUACUGAAGAGAGACAAUUGUAAUGACUAAAGCCUGUGCCUACAAAAGUCCUAGUAAAGGUAAUGCUGACAAUUCAGGCACGUUUCCACUAAAACUGGCAACAGGAAACAUGCUUGCCACCACUGCCAUCUGCAGAGGCCCGGAGGUGGCCACCAGCAUCACAAGAAAAUUAAGUUCUAAGUACCAGAAAGGAAGAGACUUCUAUGAUAAUGAUUUUAGCAGAACAGAAGAGAUUCUAGAAACAUGCUUUUAUUAGAAUUUAGAAUAUGUAGAAAUGGCAUCAGGAAGUAAGGUGAUUGUGGAACUUUUCAAAAAAUGAUUUGGAGGUACUUUUUUCUCCAAGGAAAAACAGUAGACCAUGAUCUCCAAGCAAAGAUUAUAUCUAAGAUGAUUAAAACAUAUGAAAAUACUAUCUAUACUAUAACAGCUGUGACUUCGGGAAGAGGAAAACAUUCCUUGUGAUAAAUUCAAAGAUGCCUGGCAGCUCCACUGAGUGUGUGCUCCGGAGACACGCGCCGGGCUGUGGCUGCGGCAUGACAUGUAGUAGCCGUAUUGGCAACAACUUAAAUGCCCAUCAGGGUCAAAAAUGGGAAAUACUUAAUGAUACUGUAUAUCUAACCUGCUUCACAGGAGGUUUCGCGGAAUGCAGAGAAAGAUCUCGACACGUAGAGGGAGAGGGGGAAGUUGUGGAAUGACGUUGCUGACAAUUUUGUAAAUUUGAAUUGAAACUUCCCUCGUAAGAUUCAGUACUAUAUAUUGAUAAUGGAUAUAUAUGUAUGUGGUUUUUGUUUUUGUUUUUUUUUUUACUGUUUUUGAAAUGGAAGGAUACAGACCAAACUCUUGGUAGUGGUUGCCUGUGAAGAGUGACGGAGGGAAGGGAAUGAGUGUGGGAGGAGGGAUGGGGACUGGUCAACGGGGACUUGAGUUUUAUAUAUAACCAUCCAUUUCUCUUUUAAAAAAACUGCAAGUAAAUAUAUCAAAAUACUAGAUAAUUCUGGAUUGUGGUAUAUGGAUAUCUUGUCUUAUUUUUUGUACUUUUCUGUAUUUUUAAAUUUUCUCAAACUUAUUAAGGAUGGGGGUGAGGAUGGGAACACUACCUGUAGAAAUUGUGUUCUAAUGGAUUCAUUCCCGAUCAAAGUACUAAACUUUUUAUAGAAAAUAUUUCUAAAAUUUUAUCAGUAAUGAGUGGGUGGACUUGCUCUUUGCUCUCUAUGUAAUAUGAAAUUAUCUAUUUUAUUAAAAUUAAAAAUAGC
Molecule: messenger RNA, 2586 nt
Organism: Condylura cristata (star-nosed mole)
Lineage: Eukaryota; Metazoa; Chordata; Mammalia; Eulipotyphla; Talpidae
Gene: ZNF146
Product: zinc finger protein 146
Exons: 3
Coding region: 316-1194 (292 amino acids)
Biological process (GO): negative regulation of transcription by RNA polymerase II; regulation of immune system process; regulation of cytokine production
Source: RefSeq, a predicted model, not a curated record